Molecule: messenger RNA, 3792 nt
Organism: Arvicanthis niloticus (Nile rat)
Lineage: Eukaryota; Metazoa; Chordata; Mammalia; Rodentia; Muridae
Gene: Hs6st1
Product: heparan sulfate 6-O-sulfotransferase 1
Cellular component (GO): membrane
Molecular function (GO): heparan sulfate 6-sulfotransferase activity
Source: RefSeq, a predicted model, not a curated record
AGAGCGUUCUCGGCGCUGGGCUUUGCGGGCGGGUGCGGGCGCGCGCGGCUGCGGGGCGCUGUGGCGGGGGCCGGGCUGUACGCUAGCCGAGCCGGGGAUCCGGGCGGGGAGCAGCCACGGCGCCGCCGAGGCCAGGGGCCCGCGACGCUGCUCACAGCCUGGGCGCCGAGUAGCCGGGCCGGGCCGGAGCGCGGGCGGCGGUGGCGGCGGCGGUGGCGGAGCAGCUGCGCCCCCCGCCCUCCCAGGCCCGGCGCCCGGGCCGCUGGCGAUGGUGACACAUGCGGCGGCGGCGCGCCGGCGGCAGGACCAUGGUUGAGCGCGCCAGCAAGUUCGUGCUGGUGGUGGCAGGCUCGGCGUGCUUCAUGCUCAUCCUCUACCAGUACGCGGGCCCGGGGCUGAGUCUGGGCGCGCCCGGUGGCCGCGCGCCCCCCGACGACCUGGAUCUCUUCCCCACGCCGGACCCACAUUACGAGAAAAAGUACUACUUCCCGGUGCGCGAGCUGGAGCGCUCGCUGCGCUUCGACAUGAAGGGCGACGACGUGAUCGUCUUCCUGCACAUCCAGAAGACCGGCGGCACCACCUUCGGCCGCCACCUAGUGCAGAACGUGCGCCUCGAGGUGCCCUGCGACUGUCGCCCGGGCCAGAAAAAGUGCACCUGCUAUCGGCCCAAUCGCCGCGAGACCUGGCUCUUCUCUCGCUUCUCCACGGGCUGGAGCUGCGGGCUGCACGCUGACUGGACCGAACUCACCAACUGUGUGCCCGGUGUGCUAGACCGCCGAGACCCAGCAGGUCUGCGUUCGCCCAGAAAGUUCUACUACAUCACCCUGCUGCGAGACCCCGUAUCCCGCUACCUGAGUGAAUGGCGACACGUACAGCGUGGGGCCACGUGGAAGACCUCUUUGCACAUGUGUGACGGGCGCACACCAACCCCAGAGGAGCUGCCGCCCUGCUACGAGGGCACAGACUGGUCGGGCUGCACGUUGCAGGAGUUCAUGGAUUGCCCCUACAACCUGGCCAACAACCGGCAGGUGCGCAUGCUGGCUGACCUCAGCCUGGUGGGCUGCUACAACCUGUCCUUCAUCCCCGAGAGCAAGCGGGCCCAGCUGCUGCUGGAGAGCGCCAAGAAGAACCUGCGCGGCAUGGCCUUCUUCGGCCUCACUGAGUUCCAACGCAAGACGCAGUACCUAUUUGAGCGGACGUUCAACCUCAAGUUCAUCCGGCCCUUCAUGCAGUACAACAGCACGCGGGCGGGCGGUGUGGAGGUGGAUGAGGACACUAUCCGGCACAUCGAGGAGCUCAAUGACCUGGACAUGCAACUGUACGACUAUGCCAAGGACCUCUUUCAGCAGCGUUACCAGUACAAGAGACAGCUGGAGCGCAGGGAGCAGCGCCUGCGCAAUCGCGAAGAGCGCCUCCUGCAUCGCUCCAAGGAAGCGCUGCCACGGGAGGACACUGAAGAGCCAGGCCGCGUGCCCACCGAGGACUACAUGAGCCAUAUCAUUGAGAAGUGGUAGUGGUGUCAGGGGCAGAGAGUGUUGGGCAAGAUUUAACAGGGAAAGAAAUGGGGCCGACAGUUCUUCCUGUCUGGUGCAGCGGGUGCUAGUAGGAUGUCCUAGACCUUGAUGGGCAGGGUAGGACCUCUGGGGCAGAUGCGGCCCCACCCCCACCCCACCCCCCUGCUCUCCUGGCCCCUGUGUCACAGCUAAAACUGACAAAGAUUUGAAAAAGACUGGCGAGGGAACGUGUCUGCUCAGCUGAGACUCCCACACCUACUAUGCACGCACUGGCGCCCAAUGACCAGCCCCCUAGGAACCUGUUACUAGCUCCUAAUAGCUUGGUUGAAGCUCCUUGGCCUCUGGGGACCCCUAAUAACCCAGAAUCUUGGGGAGCCUUUUCCCUUGAGAAUAUAAGUAUAUCUCUGAGGCACUCCUCAGACCUGGAGUGCUCCCCAGCCCCCACCUAUCAAAGCUGCUUUCAAGGUCAGGGUCAGCCCCAGCUGUGGCAGAGAAGACUCAAGUCUGGCACCUGACCGCUGCACUCUCUGGGACAUGAUCAGAAUCCACAGUGUAUCCUGGCUUUGGGGGAACCAGGUUCAAGCAGGAAAGGGAUGGACACCAAGAGUUUCCACACACACACACACACACACACACACACACACACACACACAUCCCUCUGCCUCACCAAUUCCUAUGCUUUCUGAUGCACUGCCCCUCCCCCAUCACUGAAACAUUUCUACAAGGGCUUGUGUGCCAAUGUUCCUACCAUACCAGCAACUCUUUCAGUCCCGUGCAUAAAAGCUUCCUUUGGCUGGGAUACAGAGCCACAUCAACCUGAGUUGGUAAUGGAUGGCCAGGAUGGGGACUUUCCCAUUCUCAGCUAAGGUUGAAAGAAACAGCUCUGGGUGUCCUUUCUGAGGUCUGUCUGCAUAACCCUCCCCACCCUGGCUCUCUCCACAUCUUCCUACCCUUCACAAAGUCCAGCCAGCUAUUUCCAACAGCCCCAUGAGCCCGCCAGGGACCAGACUAGAAGCCAUGUUGCAUAUUUGGUUUUUUAAACAUUUGCCUACUGCCCUGUCCCUUAUGUUCUUUAAGAGGCCCUGGCAGGCCCUUAGUGGGGAACGUCAUGGCUUUUUCAGAGUCCAUAUGCAUGCAGCCAAGGGUUGUGAGCUGACCCUGAGACAGGACAAGGCCCAACCCCUGCUUCUGCCUCACUCAACACUCAGGCUAAAGAGGAGCAGGUCACCACAGACAAGAGUGGGGACCAUAUGUAGCACAGCAAUAUUCCAGAUGUUGGUGGGUGUUGCUGCUGCCCUAGAGCAGUGGCUUGACCUUCACAUGUUUGUGGUAUAAGGCCUACACUCGUACCAGGCACUUGACCGUGAGGGUCUACAGGUAAUAUGAGUUCUGACACAUACUGUCCAGCCCAGUCUAGGGCCACCUUUAUGGUGGUUGAUCACUCUGAGUAGAUGGAUAGCAAGGUGAGUUAGAGGGUCAAGGUCACUGAGGGGAAUUGGUUUAGAAGCCCAGUUAAGAGUGAAUAUAUAUCUGUGGGGAGCCUGAGGUGUUUGGGGGAACCCUGGGAUCUUUUACAGGUCAUGCUGGUUGCUGCUGCUUCUGUCAGGAAGUACCCCAGGUCCACGUACCGCUCCCCUUCACAACCUCCUUUGUACACAGCCUGAACAUAGGAUGUUCUCUACAUAUUGGAGUAUGUUUUAACAUAUGUCCCACCAUUCCUGACUCAAACGGAAGCACGGGUCUCUUCUCAAUCUUUGCUGCAUUUGAAAAAUAUUCCCUCCCAUCUCAGGCCAGCGCCAGGUUGAGGCAUCCUCAGUCCCUCAACUAUCCACCCCUGCCUAAGGCUCAGGCUACCGGCUUUGGGGCACAGCUUCCUGGUACUCACAGCAUCUCAGAACAGGGUGCUUCCCCACCCCUCCAGCUCCAAGGACUCUGCCUACAGGGCUGUCCCCUGGGGCUGAAAGGCCAUGCAAAUACAACAAGCUAAUAACCCAGUCCCGAGGCACCCUGAAGCCCUGCAGACACCCCCUCCUACAGUGGGAGGAAGGGACCACAGAACUGUCCAGCCAAUGCAUCUGAACUGGAACUGGUCCACUUGAACCCAGGAGCUUUAAAGCUUUAUUUAUUUAUAGCUUCUUAUUAAAAAAAAAAAGUGUUGAGGAGGAAUCUUUUGGUUAUUCAUACGGAAUUGAUCACAGAAAAGCAACUGGUUGUCUUCUAAUUGUCUUUGUCUAGAUGGAGACUGAACAUUAGUGGAAGAAUAAACCCUGAAAAGGUC